This is a messenger RNA of Entrophospora sp. SA101, 984 nucleotides long. The record is from the annotation of a GenBank genome assembly. Lineage: Eukaryota; Fungi; Glomeromycota; Glomeromycetes; Entrophosporales; Entrophosporaceae.
AUGGAUAAUGAAAUAGCUGGACAACCCCAGGCAUUACAAAAAUCGGGUAGACCAUUAAAAUCCAUAAGAGCUCGUUUAAAGGGUAAAGAAGGUCGUCUUAGAGGAAAUCUUAUGGGUAAACGUGUAGAUUUCUCUGCUCGUACAGUAAUUACUGGUGAUCCAAACAUAUCGGUUGAUGAAGUUGGUGUACCUCGUAGCAUAGCUCAAAAUUUAACAUUUCCAGAAUUAGUAACGCCUUUUAAUCUUCCACAUUUACAAAGUUUGGUUGAACGAGGCCCUACCGAACAUCCUGGUGCUAAAUAUGUUAUAAGAGAUACAGGCGAAAGAAUAGAUCUCAAGUACACAUUAAGCUCAGCCUCUAGUGUUAGACUACAAUUAGGUUGGAAAGUGGAACGUCAUAUUAACGAUGGUGAUAUAGUGAUAUUUAAUCGUCAGCCGUCAUUACAUAAAAUGUCAAUGAUGGGACAUAGAGUUCGUGUGAUGCCAUAUUCAACAUUUCGAUUAAAUUUAUCCGUGACAACUCCUUAUAAUGCUGAUUUUGAUGGUGAUGAAAUGAAUCUUCAUGUAUCUCAAACUGAGGAGGCGCAUAUAGAAGCAAUAGAACUUAUGGGUGUCAAAAAGAACCUAGUAACUCCAAGAAACAGAGAUCCUAUCAUUGCAUUCAUUCAAGAUUUUGUCACAUCCUCUUUUUUAAUUACUAAAAAAGAUGUCUUUUACAAUCGUGUAAAUAAAAAAACAAAUCAAAAUAAUAUGGCAGAUACGCCAAAGAUAUCACAAGACACACCUAAAAUUCAACAACUUCGUUCUUAUUUAAAUCUUAGAGCUCAAAUUACAAUUUCAGAUGGUCGUAUAUUUAAUGGAACUUUUAUGUGCAUAGACAAAUAUAAAAAUAUAAUUUUAUCACAAACAGAAGAGUUUCGAAAUGGAAAACAUCUUGUUAAAGCAGAAAUUGAAGAUUUGGAAGUUUCAGAUAUUUAUAUUUGA